Messenger RNA from Laccaria bicolor S238N-H82, 786 nucleotides. RefSeq lists its product as uncharacterized. The record is from RefSeq and is a predicted model, not a curated record. Lineage: Eukaryota; Fungi; Basidiomycota; Agaricomycetes; Agaricales; Hydnangiaceae. The annotation marks the transcript as partial. Gene Ontology annotation, molecular function: hydrolase activity, acting on ester bonds. The transcript is spliced from 3 exons.
AUCGUUGAUGUUCAUUGCCACCCAACUGACUCUGCUACUUCUUCUAAUUCCAUGGAUUCUCUCAAAAUCACCGUUUGCGCGAUGUCCACCAAGACAUCCGAUCAGCAGCGAGUCCGGGACUUGGCAACCUUGUACCCACAGAAAGUCGUGCCAUGUUUUGGUUAUCAUCCGUGGUUCACUCACCUGAUUGCCGUUGACGAAAAUUUGUCAAAGGAGGCCCAUUAUCGCAGCCUUUUCAACUCAUCAGUCAAAGUACAUGACGUCGAUGUCCUCGCUAAGCUCUGUCGUUCGCUGCCAGAUCCCACACCACUCAGCUCCGUUCUUGCAGAACUUCGGCACAAUCUCUCCAGCUUUCCGAAUGCGAUGCUUGGGGAAGUUGGACUGGAUCGCGCGUGUCGCGUCUCUUUCGAACAUUUGGCUACUCCCAGGGUUUUGAGCCCCUUUACAGUCCCACUGAACCAUCAAAUUGUUAUUCUAGAGGCUCAAGUAGACCUGGCAGUCGAAUUUGGUCGUAACAUCAGCAUCCACAGCGUCAAGGCUCAGGGCGCAACACUGGAAUUUCUAAGCAGAAUGAAAACGAAACAUGGAGAUAGGUGGAAUGAAAUUAGUAUAGACCUGCACAGUUGUGGGCUCAGCAAAGAAACUUGGCUAGAUAUUGAGAGGAAAUACCAAAACGUUUUCUUAUCACUUUCGAAUGUGAUUAACAGUCGCCAUCCUGACCAUCGCGCACUGCUAGCUGCUUGCGCCUCCAACCGUAUCCUGGUCGAAUCUGAUUAUCAUGACAUU